AUGUCUCGACAACUCAUCACCGUCUUCGGCGCCACCGGCUCCCAAGGCUCCUCCGUGCUCAACUCCCUCCAGACCAACACCCAAAAGCCCUUUGCCCUCCGCGGCAUCACCCGCAAUCCCUCCUCAGACGCUGCAAAGAAACUCUCAGACUCUGGUGUUGAGGUCGUGAAAGCGGAUGGCUGGGACAAGGACUCUCUCAUUUCCGCCUUCCGCGGCAGCUGGGCCGUCUUCGUGAACACAAAUUCCGAUGACAAAGUGUUCGAGGAUCCUAGCGAGACGCGGACGGAAGUCGAUCUGGGAAAAAUCAUUGUGGAUGCGGCGGUGGAAGCAGGGGUCGAGGUAUUUGUGUAUAGUGGGUUUAACAGCGCGAGGGAAAUUACCGGGGGGAAGUUGGGUGUUGAGGCGUUCGAUGAUAAGAAUGCGAUAUGGGAGUACGCCAAAUCCGGUGGCAAGUUCAAGAUAGCUGUUGCUGCGAGCCCGGGAUGGUACUUUGAGAACUCGCUCGUGAAGGAUCUCGCACCGAUACUGGGGGGUUUCCCUUUCGUGCCAGGCGAGGACGGGACGCUAGUUUUUCGCGCGCCGAAAUGGGGCGGGAAGGAGGAUGUGCCUUUUAUUUCUAUUGACGAUGAUUACGGGGACAUCGUACAUGGCAUUCUCCUCGACCCGGAGAGGUGGAACGGGAAGCUCGUACAGGCUGUCAGCGAUAUCAGGUCUUUCGAUGGAAUGGUUCAAGCAUUUGAGACUGCAACUAGUAAGAAAGCGCGCUUUGAGGAGAUCACCAAUUGGCGCGACCUCGAGGUUUAUGGUAUUCGCUCGCUGGAAACGAUCAAGGGGAUGUGGGGGAUGUGUCAGAUAAGCGGAGGCCGGUACUUUGGGGACGAGACAGAGGGCAAGACCGCAGCUGGGCUGAAGAAGUUGGCUGCAGAGGCGAGAGGUGCAACAGGUGAAGCGACUGGGCUUGCGACGCUCGAGCACUUCUAUGGGGCCAAAUUUGGUCGGGAGAAGACAGCUUAG
This is a messenger RNA of Paraphaeosphaeria sporulosa, 1014 nucleotides long. RefSeq names its product NAD(P)-binding protein. Lineage: Eukaryota; Fungi; Ascomycota; Dothideomycetes; Pleosporales; Didymosphaeriaceae. The transcript has 3 exons. Bases 1 to 1014 code for a protein of 337 amino acids. The record is from RefSeq and is a predicted model, not a curated record.